Messenger RNA from Equus caballus (horse), 4447 nucleotides. RefSeq names its product armadillo like helical domain containing 3 (gene ARMH3). Lineage: Eukaryota; Metazoa; Chordata; Mammalia; Perissodactyla; Equidae. Gene Ontology annotation, cellular component: cytosol. The record is from RefSeq and is a predicted model, not a curated record.
GCGAGCUCAGCUGCUGAGGCGGGCUGAGGCUGUGCGUGGUGGGAAGGCUGGGCCCCGGGCGGCAAAGCAGAGCGAGAAUCCGCUUGCCCCUCCAGCGGCCAGUCCCUCCCGUCAUCCGGUGCCGGUCUCGUCCCUGCCCGUCCCUUCUGGGCCCUCCUGGCAGUCGAGGCGCUGACCUUUGACGCCAGCACGGAGCUUACCUGGACCCCUGGAGCAGCCUCGAGAGCCUCUCCUCCCGGGUUGUCCCCGCCCCUGAGUGGCCUUCAGCCCAACCUGGCCUUGAGAUGAGGCCGUGGGGCAAGACCCCUGAGAAGGGCUAGAGGAAGGGCACUCUGUCCGAGGUCUUCAGGUGUCCCGGAAUGGCCCCCAUCCUGGCCCUGUUUUCAGUCUGUGACCGGCGGACUUCAGCCUACCCUUCACACAGAAGCAGUGAAGCUACCGUGUUUUCUCUAGGUUACUUGGUGCGAACCUGGGAAACGAACCUGUUCUCAGAUUCUCUAACCAUGGCACAAGUAGAGAAAAGAGGGGGUUUGCUCCGGAAAUCUUCAGCCUCCAAAAAACCACUGAAGGAAAAAGUGGUGCUGAUGUAUGAUGAGAUCUUCAUGACAGAGGACCCCAGUAAGUGCAGUCCUCGAUUUUGGGAGGAGCUCUUCCUCAUGAAGGUGAAUUUAGAGUACCUAGAAGGCAAGCUGGAGUCUCUUGAUGGUGAGGAGUUAAUGAAGAUCAAGGACAAUAUCAACUGCUUAUUUCAGCACUGCAUCCAGGCUCUGGGAGAGGAGCAUCCAAUUCGAGUUGUCAAUGCAUUGCAGACCUUGUGUGCACUCAUUCGAGGAGUCCAUCAAAAGAAUAAGUCUACCUCUGGGUUUGACAUUAUCAACAUGCUGAUGGGCUUUGACAAGGCGGAGCUGUGCAUGAAGAACUUGAUGGAGAGUUUGGAUUCAUUGCUUUGUGCAGAAGGAUCUGAAAGUCUGAAGAGUUUAUGUCUGAAACUUCUCCUUUGCUUAGUGACUGUGACAGAUAACAUCAGCCAGAACACUAUCCUGGAGUAUGUAAUGAUCAACAGCAUAUUUGAAGCAAUUUUACAGAUUCUCUCCCACCCUCCAAGUCGUAGGGAGCAUGGGUAUGAUGCUGUAGUCCUCUUGGCUUUGCUGGUGAACUACAGAAAAUAUGAGUCUGUGAAUCCUUAUAUUGUGAAGCUAUCUAUUGUGGAUGAUGAGGCUACGCUCAAUGGAAUGGGGCUUGUAAUUGCUCAGGCUUUAUCUGAGUACAACAGGCAGUAUAAAGACAAGGAAGAAGAACACCAGAGUGGUUUUUUCUCUGCUUUAACAAAUAUGGUGGGCAGCAUGUUCAUAGCAGAUGCCCAUGAGAAAAUUUCAGUACAAACCAAUGAGGCCAUCCUUCUGGCACUUUAUGAAGCUGUUCAUUUAAAUCGCAACUUCAUCACAGUGUUAGCCCAGAGUCAUCCAGAAAUGGGCUUGGUGACUACCCCUGUCAGUCCUGCUCCAACAACCCCAGCCACACCACUGGGGACCACUCCGCCCUCCUCUGAUGUUAUAAGUUCUGUGGAACUCCCACUGGAUGCAGAUGUACAGACCAGUAAUCUACUGAUAACCUUCUUGAAGUAUAGCUCGAUUGUCAUGCAGGAUACCAAAGAUGAGCACCGGCUUCACAGCGGCAAACUCUGUCUGAUUAUCCUUACAUGUAUUGCAGAGGAUCAGUAUGCCAAUGCGUUUUUGCAUGAUGACAACAUGAAUUUUCGAGUAAACUUACAUAGAAUGCCUAUGAGACAUAGGAAGAAGGCAGCAGACAAGAACCUUCCCUGCCGUCCUUUGGUAUGUGCAGUACUAGACCUGAUGGUAGAGUUUAUUGUAACACACAUGAUGAAGGAGUUUCCUAUGGAUCUCUAUGUGCGCUGCAUUCAGGUAGUUCAUAAACUACUUUGCUACCAGAAGAAGUGUAGAGUACGCCUGCAUUACACCUGGCGGGAACUCUGGUCAGCCUUGAUAAAUUUGCUGAAGUUCCUUAUGUCAAAUGAGACCGUACUUUUGGCCAAACACAACAUUUUUACUUUAGCCCUUAUGAUUGUGAACCUAUUUAAUAUGUUUAUCACAUAUGGCGACACAUUCCUGCCCACCCCCAGCAGCUAUGAUGAACUUUACUAUGAGAUUAUCCGCAUGCACCAGAGCUUUGACAACCUCUACUCCAUGGUCCUGAGGCUUUCUACCAAUGCAGGCCAGUGGAAAGAAGCAGCUAGCAAGGUGACCCACGCAUUGGUCAAUAUCAGAGCCAUCAUCAACCAUUUUAACCCCAAAAUUGAAUCCUACGCUGCUGUGAAUCACAUAUCCCAACUGUCAGAGGAGCAGAUUCUGGCAUUUUGGUUGACCUGUUCGACAGAAAAAAAGUUUGGGCAUCUUGAGGAGGUCCACAUAAGACAGUCAGCUGAUAUGUGCUGCUAGGAUGGCCAUUCUCUUACUUGGACCAGGAGCCGCUUUGAACGAAAGUAUCCUGAAUAAGAACCAAUUCUUGCCUCCCAAGGAAGCUCUCUGAACCUGAUUUGGUCUAAGAAUUCUCUGCUUCUGAGUGUCCUUGGUUAGUGCAAUAAGGCAAGGACUGGGUGUCCUUGCUUCAAGUUCCCCAGGUUAUUUCUUUUCUGUGUAAAAGUACAGAAGUAUGUGCUGUGUGCAAAGCCAGGGGCUGUAAAAAUGCAAAAAUCAUACCUGCCCUUGAAGACUUCAGAAUAUAAGAAUCAGGACUACUACUUUCUUGCUUACACCUUUGCCUGUGUGCUCUCUUGUAGACCUCCCCAAGCUGAUGUAUUUGGUUUGCUUGCAGCCCCACUUGACCCUUUAUAAACUUAAGAGGGACAGAUACCCUGUUCUCCUUAUACUGUAGUGAAAUAUUGCCUCAUUAUAAAUCCAUAAAUGGUUGGCUGAUGACCCUUAUUUGGAGUGAGUUUCCACAAGGAGAGCCAUGAUUAUCUCAUAUCUUUCAUCCCUGCCUUAGUUUCAAAGAGGCAAAAAGAAGAACCUUCAUUAGGUGGCCUUGGUAAAGGCAGGACCCUGUGAGUUCCUGAGCUUGGCAAAUGUUUGAGUUGGUCAGAAUGUCCAGGAAAGUACACCCACUUUGAAAAAACCUCAUGUGGCUGGUGCCUGGCAAAAAAUUAUUCCAAACACUGUUGAUUGCUACCUGGCGUCCAUUUAAUUUGUCAGGGAGGAUUGCCAGGGGUGAAGGAAUGGAGAGGAGGAGGACAAUGAGGGGAAUCCUUGGCAUUGUUGAAAUACUAAGAAUUCCUAGGUUAGAGUUACUGAUAUAUCAGCCUGAAUCGUUCUUGCCCCAGCCAAAAAUGGAAUAGUUAGACCAAAAAUGAUGUAAGCUUACUGCCAUAGCCACGCAUCUUUUUUUGACUAGUUAUGAUUUAUUGGACUUAUUUUUUAUUUAACUUUAUUGAGGUGUAAUUAGCAUACAAUAAGAUAUAUUUAUGUAACCUCCACCACCACUACUACCACGGCAAGGUAAAGAACAUUUCCAUCACCCAAAAAAGUUCUCUUUUGCAGUCAGUCUUAUCCUUGAGUCUGGGCCCUGGGCAACCACUCGUGAUUUCUGUCACUAUAGGUUAGAUUUGUCUUUUAUAGAAUUUCACAUAAAUUCGUACAAUAUGUGCUCUUGUGUCUGAGAUUCAUCCACAUUGUGACACUCCUAGGUAUUUACCCAAGAGAAAUGAAAAUAUGUGUCCACCCAGAGACUUGUGCACAAUGUUCAUAGUGGUGUUAUUCAUGAUACCCCAAAACUAGAAACAACCUAAAUGUUUAUCAGCAACUGAAUGGAUGAACAAAAUGUGAUAUGGCCAUACAAUGAAGUAUUAUUCAGCCAUAAAAAGGAAUGAAUUACUGAUAAUGCUACAGCAUGAAGACUCAUGAAAACAUGUGCGAAGUGAAAGAAGGCAGUCACAAAAGACCACGUAUUACAUGAUUCCAUUUAUUUGAAAUGUCCAGAAUAGGCGAAUCUAUAGAGGCAGAAAAUAGAUUAGUGGUUACUUAGGGCUGAGGUUGGGGAGCAGGGUGGAGAGUGACUGCUAAUGGGUUUGAGGUUUUUGGAGUUGAGGAAAAUUUUCUAAACUUAGAUCAUGGUGAUAAUUGCACAACUAUGUGAAUAUACCAAAACCAUUGAAUUGUACACUUUAAAUGUAUGAAUUUUAUGGUAUGUAAAUUAUGUCAAUAAAGAUGUUUAAAAAAAAAAGAAACUACCAAACUUUUUUCAAAAGUGUUUGUACCAUUUUUCAUCCCAAUGGACAGUGACGAAGAGUUUCAACUAUUCUACAUCUUUUUCACACUCGGACUUCUGAGUCUUUUUAAUUUUAGGCAUUCUAGUGGGUAUGCAGUGCUUUUGUUACACUGCAUACAUUACAAUUUUUAAAAUUAUUAUUAAUUUUAUUUUGCAUGAUGACAAA